AUGUCUUCCUCGUUAGAGAAGGAGAGCCCUGCUGUGAAUGGGGGCACCAGCCCGCCCCCCGUGCUCCGGGAAACGCUACAACUAGUUUCCCAGGAGUGCCCCUCACGCCUCUCCAUGUCUGAUAAGGAGGUUCGCGCCAAAUCACCGACGGUGGAUGUAUUUUUUGAUGCGAUUGCGGCGGAAAGGCUCCGGCGUAUGCCUCCAGAUGGUAGCCGUUUAGACGGCGCCCUCCGCCGUGCCUCUCGUUUAGCUUUUGCUGUCGCUUCAUUACGAGAUUCAGUCAAUGGGUUUAUGGAUGGAGCAGACGAGGCGGCCACAAUGAUCUGGGGGUCGACUCUGCUGCUUCUCGAGAUGGGUAUGGAUCACAUCGAAGCGCUGGAUACUAUUUUCGGACAAUAUGGCCGGGUCACCUUGGGUAUUUCUCUACUCCUCCAACAGGAGAAUCAUUUCCAACUUUCCCGGCAGCUCCAGGAGGAGGUGACCGAGAUUUAUGCCCAUCUGCUUCAAUUAAUCAUGCAUAUCACAAUGGACUACCGGCAAGCAGUGAGAAGUCAGAACUGGCAGGUUAUGGGGGAGGCCAUCAACGCCUCACUUUUCUGCUAUUUCAAUCGGUUUACGGCUCAUUGGCGGCGGCUGUCAGAAGCCGCUCAAGCCACGGGGGUCGGCGCCCAACAGCCUAGUAUCGACUUCGGGGCCAUCUAUCAAUUCCUCGAGCUGCAGGAUCGUCCCCUGCAAAUGCUAUUGGACAGCCAUAACCAUUCUCUGACGGACGGAUCAUUUGCAUGGUUCGACCCCCAUCUGACUACGUUCACAGUCGGCCGCCGGAACCUGAUGCUGAUCACUGGCCACCCGGGUUCUGGAAAGAGCGCACUGGCACAGUGGACGGUGGAAAAGCUACAGGUCUCGCCUGAAUUUGACAUCUGGAGCGUCAUUCCCGUGUCGAUCCGCUCCGACGUGCCGCUCACUACACUGAAUUUGAGCAUACUCAAAGGCAUCCUGAUCCAGAUGCUCGACCACUGCGUCAAUAGUCGCAAGACUCAGGAUGCGAUCCUUUUGGCGGUUAACAAGGCGCUACAUCUAGCUAUGACCGGCACAUCAGAUCCCCGAGUCGAGGACCAGCUGUGGAUCGCAAUGCGAGUAGCACUACAAUCAAACCUCCACUUCUUGAUAGUGGUGGACGGAAUCGAUCAGAUCAAGCAUUCCAAUACCACAGUGGGGUCUUUCCUCCAACGCCUGCAGGAUGCGGUCUCGGAGCGUAAUACGCCAUCGAAGCUGAUUGUAUUUAGCCGACCUUUGAGCAGUUCGCAGAUCCCAAUGCGCGACACGACGACUACCCAACAGCUCACCAUGAAUCCUUCAUUGACGCAAGAUGACCUCCAAGGCGCGGUGGAUGACAUGUUGGCGUCUGAUACCGCGUUCUCCGGUCUGGAUGGCCUUCAAAUGAAGGCCCUGUCCACGUCCAUCACUCCACGGUCUCAAGGGUGUUUCGUCUGGGCCCAGCUUGCCGUUGAACUUGCACGGCACCAAUCCUCCUUCCAAGAGAUGGUGUCAGUCAUCAAGGCGGCCCCCAAGACGCUGGGUGACCUGAUCGACCAACAUCUGCGCAACAUUAACCUCCACCGGAUAGGCACACAAAGCGUCCUGGCCUGGUUGACAGCCUCCGAACGGCCCUUCCGAGUUCAAGAAAUUGAGCAGCUGAUGGCGGUCGACGUAAAGUCCCUCAAGGUCGCCGCUCGCGCACCGAACAUAGAGCGGGAUAUCCUGCAGCCACUGAGCCGCCUUACCUCAGUACGAGAUGGAUUUGUCUCUUUCCGUCACCCUAUGAUCCGGGAGCACAUUCAAGCGCGUGCAAUGAUGGGCCAAGAGGUUCCGUAUACUCUGGCCGAGGCUCACUAUGACUUAUUGGUUCGUUCUCUGGCAUGGGUCCGGCAGUCGGUCUCCGAGGAAGUCCCCAUCUCUUGGGAUAAAUUGGGUGUCAGUGCGCGCGACGGUUACAUGGACGCCUACGUGCUGUUGGAAUACACCUCGCGGUACUGGCUGUCUCACAUGCUCUCCUCUCCCAUUGCCACGACCAACCGCGAGCUCUCUUUCACCGGUCCCUUCCGGCGGGCCAUGCCUUCGUCAGUACUUUUUGCGCAGCUGGAGCUGACCAACAGGGAAUCGCAGUUCAGCCGUUCCUGCAUCCUUGAGCUGUAUCGGCUGUCGGUUGUGGUCCGCCGGGCGGUCCUAGGCAAUGACUCGCACGCCCUGCUUCAAAGUCUGAUCCUCAGUGCUCGCGCAGCAGACCAAGCAAAAGCUCCUUGGGCGAACGACCAUCUAUAUGAGGCGUGGACGCGCAGUCGGGUCCGGCUCGGCCCAACGGAGACGAUCAGUCGCCGCCUGGAACAGCUGCUCGUCGCCACUCCAGAGGGACGAGGUAAGGCAGACAAGUCGGCAGGCCUGAAAACAGACGCUCUGCGGGACAUGACCCUGGCGAACUGGGGAUCAUCCGACAUCACUUUCGCGCAACGCCUGCAUUACCUUGAGCGUUUGGUGAAGUCUUACCGAGACAACAACCAGCGAGACAUCGCCUAUGGUAUCUCAAAAAAGUUCUACCAUCAAACUGUCAAGACAUAUGGAGCCCAUUCCCCUGAAGCUAUGCAGGCGAGCGAGUUCCUCACGCAGCAUUUCACUAUCGCCCCACCCGACGAGUUGGCUCUGGAGCUGGCCCGAACCAAGUAUGAGACCAUGUUGCGCUCGAUGGACGCCACGGAUCCUCGCCGGGUCUCGUAUGGCCACCACCUGGCCCAGAUGUAUGAAGAAAACAAGCAGUCCAUCAAGGCUGAAGGCGUUCUGUCUCAAAUGUGGACCGGGCUAUCCUCGCGUACUCCCGACAGCAGCAACGCGUGGGACCAGAGGACAAAGGUCGCCUUUUACUAUUCCCACUUCUUGCGUCGUCAAGGCCGUCCUGAUGAGGCCAAUGCGAUCCUCCGCGAGCUGUCAAGCGGUUUGGACGCCCAUGGCGGUGUAAAGUCACCCCAGAUGGUCCAACGUGCGGAGGAGCUCCGCGUGGAAGCUCGCGAUAUGGGUCUACAGGAUAUGGAUCGCGCCUUGGCGCUUCAGAUUUGGAAAUAUUACUAUGCCACAGGGCAACAGUACUCGCCAAAAGCGGUCACUCUCGCUGAGAGCCUCGCCAACGGGCUCAUUCCCGCCAGAGGCACAGCCGAGAACAUCGGUAUUCUUUCCCCAGAGGAGAGUGUCCUGCUUCCAGGCUUGAUUGAUUCAAUUUCCUCGGCCGGAAGGGCCCAACGAACGCUGCCACUUCUCGGAUUGUGCCACCAUCUGGUGAAGCAGCACAUCCGUGCAGAAGAAUGGCGCGAGGGCAGUGAGACCGCGUGGGCGGUAUUAAAGCAUGCAUGGCCGACAGUCGAGGAUCCCCAGUCGAAGUCGAAAUUCCAGUCUAAUGAGGCCCCUAUCAUGGCCAGUCUUGCACUGGACCAUGGGUACUGUCUGUUCCGGCGGCUGGAUGUGCAAACCGCGAGCGUGGUGUAUGGCAACGCCUUCAAGGCGUCCAUAACGGCAGACCAGGUUGCAGUUCCAUCUGUGAGCACUGUUGUAAAGACGGUGGUAGAAUUCUAUGAGACGACGUUCCAGUUCGAGAAAGCGCUUAUCCUGCUGCACCAGGUCAGCGACUUCUUUGCAUCACGACUUGGCGAGCACGACAAACACACCAUCGACACCCGCUACUACGAGGGAGAUCUGGCUUUGCGCCUAGACCGUCGCAAUGACGCCGAAGACAGUUAUCGUCAUAUUUAUAAAGCCUGUAUUCGCGAUGACAAAGUUUCUGCUUCCGGAGUGCGCGCCUCCAUUGCACUCAUCACGUUGUAUGAGGAACAGAAGAGGUGGGAUGCGGCGCUCGAAGUUUACCGCCAUAUGUGGCCGACACUGGUGCGGUUCGACGAGAGAGAUGGUUAUGACCGCGCCCUGCUGGAGGGCCUGCUACCCAAGACUUACAGGGGUUACAUGGCGCUCCUAGAGAACUCGGCGGUCCAAGGCACAGGUACGGAACGCUACCAGGUCGCGUCGCAGCAUCACCAACUCUGUCGCAAGCUCUAUGGCGCAACAAACACACGCACUCGCGAUGCCACCCUGACCUUAGCUGGCAUCUGUGCCGAUGACAGCCGCCAUACGGAAGCCCUUACCCUCUACCAACAGGUGCUGAACACCAACGACUGGGUAUCUUCAUCCGAGGCCUCGCGGGAGUUACCGGAUAUGUCGGAGCCUUUACCAAUCACCAUCAAGCACCAAAUGGCGCAGCUGUACAUCCGGAAGAAUGACACCUCAGCGGAUGCGUAUUCCUUAUACAAUGAGGAACUGACCUUGGCCAAACAGCAGCAGGGAUUGUCGGCUCCCAAUACGCUUCUGUGGCUGCAUGCGAUCGCCGACAUGCAUUUCAAGCAGGGUACCACCGAAUCGCGGCAGCAAGGUGCUGCUCUGCUCCAGGACCAUGUGAACGAGGUGGUACAUGUCACUGCCAACCACGACACUCUGGUCGACCGCGGGCACCGCCUGGCUGAGAUCUAUCUAGAGUGCGGCUAUAUCGACGAGGGCACCCAGCUAAUCAAUGAGCUGCAUCAGCAGGUGGUCCAUGACACUCCCGUGGUGCAGCGGCAAUCGCUUAACGAAUAUCGUCCUGCGGUCUUUGUGGCUGCCUUUGAAGAGAUGUUCGGCAAACGCCAGACGUCGCACGAGAUCCUGAGCGCAUUGUCCCGCGAAGGCCAGGUGUACAAUACCUUCCAGGAGAAUUUGGCUGGCCACGAUCUCGUGCCCACGUUGGCGGCUGGUGAGAAGCUGCAUCGUCUGCAGGUCGACCAGAAGCGCAGCAUAGCGGCUCAAAAUACCCACGAUAUGCUGUAUGAGUACUUCUGCAAUAGUCUAUCGGUAGCUCAACUCUUGCGGAAGAAGGAAUCGGUACAUCAGUUCUACGGCUUCUGCCGGCGAGAGUCGUUGCAUGAUGAUUACAACAUCAACAUUGUGACUUCUACCGCGGGCAUGGUCCGGGACCUCUGUAAUCGUUCGCGGUUCCAAGAUGCAGCCGACGUGACCAGCGUCUUUCAUUCCUUUGUCCACUUGACCGAAGGGCUGCGCACGCCGGAAAGUAUCUUCACAGCCAUCAAACUCUGCCUGUAUCUGAGCGGCCACCAGACCAAACGGUGUACCGACGAGGCCACCUCGACCAACAUGGCGCUGGAGUCGCAGAUGCUCUUGCAGGAGAUCAUGGCAAACGCCAAAGAGCUCCCUCUGGAGUUCUCGGAGUUACCGUUUGAGGAGCUGAACGAUCUGGUCACGGUUCUCGGCGAGCACGAAAUGUUCGAAGAUCUCGAGGUCAUUCUCACCGACCUCUGGACCUCCCGCAUUGUGCAAAAGACCUGGUCAUUGCCGGCAGUUGUCUGGAUUGGCCGGCGACUGGUCGAAACCCGGUUCUGCCGGGGUCAAGCGGCGCUGGCGACGCAGCUGGGCAAGGACAUCUGCUACAAUCUGCGACAAGUCUGGGGUAACUGCGACCCAGUCACGCUGGAUAUGACCAAACUGCUAUCAGGUCUGUACACAGCCUCGGGCAACCACCUAGCGGCGGCGGCCCUACACGAGACGGCACUGGCGGAGCUGCUCAACAGCGAUGAGAACCAGCCGCAAGCCGUAGAGGCGGUAACACAGCACCUGGAGCUACUGCAACAUGCGCAGGCCCGACUGGCCAAGGAAGGCCAGAGCGGCACGGUGGAUGCGGCAGCGGCGCAGGAGCGCGUGCAGCAGAUCGCGACCAAGUUUGGUCUGUCGACAUCGGAGUUGGAGGCGACGGAGACAGACGAGUCCCAUGGCAUGUGGCAGCGACCUCGACGGUUCAGUCUGGAUGUGGAGGAUCCGACAAUGCACCAUAAUCAUCUCCGUCAGUCCAGUGGGUCAGCGUUGCUGAAUGGUAAUGCGGGAGCGAAGCGAAUCUCCAUUAGUGCCUUGUGA
Messenger RNA from Aspergillus tanneri, 5994 nucleotides. RefSeq lists its product as uncharacterized. Gene Ontology annotation, molecular function: protein binding. The record is from RefSeq and is a predicted model, not a curated record. Lineage: Eukaryota; Fungi; Ascomycota; Eurotiomycetes; Eurotiales; Aspergillaceae. Bases 1 to 5994 code for a protein of 1997 amino acids. The transcript is spliced from 3 exons.